Paramacrobiotus metropolitanus is the source of this 3006-nucleotide messenger RNA. Its product is annotated as zygotic DNA replication licensing factor mcm3-like. Gene Ontology annotation, cellular component: MCM complex; nucleus. The coding region runs from base 214 to 2685 and encodes 823 amino acids. The record is from RefSeq and is a predicted model, not a curated record. The transcript has 9 exons. Gene Ontology annotation, biological process: DNA replication; mitotic DNA replication initiation; DNA strand elongation involved in DNA replication. Lineage: Eukaryota; Metazoa; Tardigrada; Eutardigrada; Parachela; Macrobiotidae. Gene Ontology annotation, molecular function: ATP hydrolysis activity; single-stranded DNA helicase activity; single-stranded DNA binding.
AAGAAAGCAAUCUACUACACAAGCAGCGAACAAAACGCAGUUCUUUCAUUUGAAAACUGUUUUUGUGUUUUAAUAUCGGGAUUCGGAAUAGAUUAUCUAGAUUCUAGAGAGAAUAGAUUAUCUAUUGGGAAAAGACUGUCUGAUAUCUGGAUAUUCGUCAUUCUUUAGUAGAAUUGUGCAAGUGUCUUCGGAUUUCUUCUGCGGACCAGAAGAAUGCAGAAUGCGGCUGCAGAUCCCGCUGCGGGUUACGGAGGAUUCGCUGGGCGCAUUGAUCCGGAGAAAGAGGCCCGUUUCCGUGCUACCGUCCAAGAGUACAUGGAUUUCUUAGAUGAUGCCCAGGACCGCCGCAUAUACAGCGAGCGCAUUAACCAGAUGAUCCAGAAUGAGCAGAUUAGACUGGAAGUGAACGUCAACGAUCUCCGCGCUGUCAAUCCCGGACGAUGCAACAGUUUGCUGAAAGACAGUGUAGAAGAAGUGAAUGCCUUUCAAGCAGCACUGCGCAACUGCAUUCAGCGCUCCAGCAAUGUGUAUGCCAGGAAUCACGAGAAUUUCUUCGUUGGCUUAUGUGGAAGUUUCGGGGCGCGACACGUUUCACCGCGCACACUGCAGGCCAAAUUGCUGGGUGGAAUUGUCUGCGUGGAAGGCAUCGUCACCAAGUGCACCAUUGUGCGGCCCAAGAUUGUUCGCAGUGUGCACUACGCACCGAAAACUGGGAAGACCAUCGAGCGACGCUACACAGACCUGAUGAGCGGCGGGGAUGCCACCAGUCGCAUGGCCUAUCCCACCAAGGACGACGAAGGCAACCCGCUGGAGACCGAGUAUGGGCUGUGUGUGUUUAAAGAUCAUCAGAUGUUCACCAUUCAAGAGCUACCGGAGAAGGCACCUCCAGGUCAGCUCCCAAGAUCUGUGGAAGUUGUGGUGGAGGACGAUUUGGUUGAUUUAUGCAAGCCGGGAGAUCGUGUUUUGGUGGUGGGAACUUAUCGCGUUAUUCACAAUCAGCGUCAAGGAUAUUUUGCUGGGAAUUUCCGGACUGUUAUUAUCGCUAAUUUUGUCGUGGAGCAGCAUAAGGAAAACGCGCCGAUCUUUACGCAAGCCGAUUCUCACCGUAUUCGUAAAUUUGCUCAACAACCGGACGCUUUCGAGGUGCUAGCACGAUCUGUGGCCCCGUCGAUUUACGGCAAUGAUUACGUGAAGCAAGCGAUUUUGUGUUUAUUGUUGGGUGGACAAGAAAAGGUUUUAGCCAAUGGUACGCGUUUGCGUGGCGAUGUUAACAUACUACUAAUUGGCGAUCCUUCGGUAGCGAAAUCCCAAAUGCUGCGCUUUGUUUUACAAAUUGCCAAUGUGGCUAUCGCUACAACUGGGCGAGGAAGUACGGGCGUUGGUCUGACCGCUGCCGUGACGACGGAUGAAACAGGCGACCGACGUUUAGAAGCUGGUGCAAUGGUUCUAGCGGAUCGAGGUGUCGUGUGCAUCGAUGAGUUCGAUAAAAUGGCGGAAGAAGACCGUACAGCCAUACAUGAAGUUAUGGAGCAAGGGCGUGUCACCAUCUCGAAAGCUGGGAUUCAUGCAAAGCUCAACGCCCGCUGUUCUGUACUGGCGGCUGCUAACCCUGUAUACGGUCGUUAUGAUCCGUACAAGUCCCCUAUGGACAACAUUGGAAUGCAGGAUUCCUUGCUUUCUCGAUUCGAUUUAAUUUUUGUCAUGACGGACAAAGCGGAUCAGGAGCAGGAUCUGAUUUUGGCUGACCACGUUGUCCGGAUGCACCGCUACCGCGCCGCGGGAGAGUUGGAUGGAGAGCCGACGCGGUUGAACAUGGGUGUCGAUUGGCUGUCCACUAAUAUGGUCGACACAGAUGAUUCUGAUCAGCGGCGUUCAGGGCAGAUCUACGAAAAAUACGAUUCUAUACUCCAUGGUCCGCGCCGUAAUCAGUACGACAAAGUGUUGUCGAAGCAGUUCUUGCGGAAGUAUAUCAGCAUUGCCAAGAACUGCACGCCUAAACUGACGCAAGAUGCCUGCACACUUAUUGCCGAGGAAUACGCAAAACUUCGCUCUCAAGAUCAGGUUGGCGCUGAUGUUGCUCGUACUCAACCGGUAACAGCCCGCGCUCUGGAAACCAUGAUUCGUUUGGCAACGGCACACGCCAAAAGUCGGCUGCAGCGCACUGUCGAGCAAGCUGAUGCCCAAGCUGCUUGCGAUAUGGUCCAGUUUGCGUUGUUCAAGAAGGUGGAAAAGCGAAAGAAGAAGAGGACAAUUGAAGAAGAUGACCACGCCGCAAACGGCAACGGCGCGGCCAUGGAUGUUGACGAAGCUGAAGUGCCAGCGAAUGGUCAGGCGUUGGAUCCCGACGAUCCCUACCGUUUCGGAAGCAGUGAACCCACUCCCAAACGCGCCACGGUGGGACGCGGUCAGGUGGUGCCUGGACGGGCCGACACAGUGCAGGCCGCUGCUCCUGCUCCACCCACCAUUGCCGCUGAUAAAUACAAGAUGUUCAAAGAACUGGUGGGAAAACACUUCCAGGAGACACGACAAGGAUCGCUUCCCCAGAAUCAGUUAUCGCAGCAUGUGGCGGAAAAGGCUGAGGCGCAGGGAAUGCUCUACACCCACGCGGAAAUGGAAGCCGGUUUUGGGAAAAUGACCGACGAGGGCGUUAUCUUGGUCACGGAUGAGCAAGUAUUUUUGAUUUAAAUUUUAUUUUGUAUUUCUUUUACUUUUUCCGCUUUUUUGUACAUUAAUGUGUGCCGAUAAGGUAACUAUGUACGCCCGUAUGCUUAGUGUGAAUUGACUUGUACAGCUUUUGCUGGGUCGUCUUGGUUAAUGUGUUAUUCACGUUGGAAUUGUCCGUUUUCAUGCAAAAAAGUUAGCAGUUUACAUAAAUUUCUUGUGAUGGUUGAUCAUGGUUCUGUAAAAUUUGUACUGCUAGAAGUGGUUCGUUCAUACAAAAUUUGAAAAGCUAACGAAUCCCCAAACUUAUGCAAACUGUUAUAACUUAUGCAAAGUAUACCAUCA